Erigeron canadensis is the source of this 639-nucleotide messenger RNA. RefSeq names its product dehydration-responsive element-binding protein 1D-like. The record is from RefSeq and is a predicted model, not a curated record. Bases 1 to 639 code for a protein of 212 amino acids. Gene Ontology annotation, molecular function: DNA-binding transcription factor activity; DNA binding. Gene Ontology annotation, biological process: regulation of DNA-templated transcription. The transcript has a single exon. NCBI's taxonomy places the organism in Eukaryota, Viridiplantae, Streptophyta, Magnoliopsida, Asterales, Asteraceae.
AUGGAAAUCAUUGAAGACGAUAGUUCUUCUUCAACCUCGUCAUCAUCAUCUGAAUCUAGGGAACAACUUGCAACAUCAUCCGUUAACCGCCCAAAACGAAAGGCUGGUAGAAAAAAGUUCAAAGAAACUAGACACCCUGUCUAUAGAGGUGUUCGGUUAAGAAACAAGUCUAAAUGGGUUUGUGAAGUUCGCGAGCCAAGUAAAAAGUCAAGAAUCUGGUUGGGAACGUUCCCAACCCCUGAAAUGGCAGCUAGGGCUUAUGAUGCAGCAAGCCUAGCUUUACGGGGUGAUAACUCACCACUUAACUUUCCAGACUCGGCCCGUUUUAUUAAACGGGCUAAGUCAACUUCCGCUCGUGAUAUUCAAGAAGCUGCACUUGAAGCAGCUCUUGCUUUUGCACCAAAAGGUUAUCACAAUGAGCCAUCUUCUUCUUUCCGAAAAGAAAGAGGUGAUGAUAAUAUGGUGGUGGAGGUGGAGGAGACAUCGUUUGUAGAUGAGGAGGUGUUGUUUAAUAUGCCAAAUUUUUAUAAUAGCAUGGCGGAGGGAUUGGUUAUUACUCCACCAGGAAUGAAAAAAGGGUUUGAUUGGAGUGAUGAUUUUGACUCUAAUAAUAUGGAUUUGACACUAUGGAGGUAUUAA